CAGUUUGAUGAGCAGCUCUAAUCGGCAGUACUAGUAUUCAGCCAAAACGACAACCUCAGACUCACGACAUCAAAAACGACGACCGGUCACUCUCUCUCUAACUCUGCUCGUGAUCCAAACGACACGUCGUUUUCUUAUUUCCUCUUUGGAAAUAAUAUAUAUACAUAAAGUUUUCCCCUUUCUAUUCCAAGGGUUCUUCCUCACAACUGCUACAAACCAAACUGGAUUUGGAUUUUGGAUUUUGGAUUUUGGAUUGGUUGGUACUUUCUCUCUCUAAGUGAAUCUCAAUUCGUUGAAAUCUCUCGAUGGGUCGGAAGAAGGCCAAUGCUCGGGACGAUGAGAACCCUGCACAAGGUGGUGCUAAGUCGAAGAAGAAGGGUUUGCUUAUUGAUGACGACGAGUACGCUAUUGGAACUGAGGUUUCUGAGGAGCCUGAAGUUCAGGAAGAGAAGGUUGUGAUUACUGGGAAGAAGAAGGGUAAGAAGGGUGGCUCCAAGGCUUCUGAGCCCAAAGGCAAUGAUGAAGAAAAGGCGCUGGAUGAGGUUGAUAAUGAUGAUGAGGAUGAUCAUCGUGAAGUUGUUUUUGCUGGUAAGAAGAAGGGCAAGUCGAAAAAGGGUAAAGGGAAUAGUAGUGUGCUUAGUGGUUCGAGUUUUGGGUUGCUUGAAGAUGAUGAUGAUGAUAAACAGGAGGAUGCAGUUCAGAGUGAUGAGGAGGAUGUUGCUCCUGUAGUGAGUCUUUCUGGCAAGAAGAAGCCGUCGAAAAAGAGUGGUAAUAGUUUGUUCUCUGCCUCAGUUUUUGAUGCUAUUGAUGAUGACAAUGAUGAUGAUAAUGAUGGGGAAGUGGUUGAUGAUGAUGAGGAAGCCCCUAUUGAGAUUAUGGGGAAGAAGAAAAAGUCAUCUAAGGGUGGGAAGAAGGGUGGUAGUUUGUUUACUGCCUCUGGUUUCGAUGCUCUCGAAGAUGAGGCUGAACCUGAGGAUGAAAAGAAAGACGAGGAAGAUGAGUUUGCUCAAAUUGCUUUUUCUGGUAAGAAAAAGAAGUCAUCUAAGGCUGCUAAGAAAGGUGGUGGUAGUUCAUUCAAUGCAGUACUACUCGAUGAGGGAAUUGAUGAAGAUGUGCCUGUGGAUGAAGAUGCUUCAGUCAUAGCAUUUUCGGGUAAGAAGAAAUCUUCUAAAAAGAAAGGUAACAGUGUUUUUUCUCAAUUGAACGAAGAAGUUGGUGAUGGCAAUGAAGUUACAGAUGCAGCUGAAACUGAACCAUUGAGUGUUGGAAAUAGUAAUAAUGGAGCUGAUGAAUCGACUAAAGUUAAUAAGAGCCAGGAGGUAGCUGGAACUUCAAAGAAUAAAAAGAAGAAGAAGAAGGGAGGAAGGACGGAACAAGAAGAGGAUGAUUUGGAUAAAAUUCUUGCUGAGCUUGGUGAGGCACCUCCAAUACCAAAGGCUGCAGCUCCUACACAAGAGGAGAAAGUUCAGGUUGAACCUGAAACAGCUGGUCCUGUUGAUGAUUUAGGUGAAAAGGAAGGUGAAGAAGAGAAUGUAGAGUCUGCUGCUGCAAAGAAAAAGAAAAAGAAGAAGGAGAAAGAAAAGGAGAAGAAGGCAGCGGCAGCAGCAGCAGCAGCUGCUUCUGUUGAAACAAAAGUUGAAAAGCCAAUUGAAAUGAAAACUGAAGCAGCAGAACCCAAAAAGAAUGAAUCUAAGGGUAAAGCUGCUGACAAAAAACUGCCAAAACAUGUCAGGGAGAUGCAAGAGGCACUUGCCAGGAGAAAAGAAGCUGAGGAGAAGGCAAAGAGGGAAGAAGAGGAGAAGUUGAGGAGGGAAGAAGAGGAGAGGCGGAAGCAAGAAGAGCUUGAGAAGCAAGCUGAAGAGGCCAGGCGUAAAAAAAAGGAGAGGGAAAAGGAGAAGUUGCAAAAAAAGAAACUGGAAGGCAAGCUUCUAACUGGGAAGCAGAAGGAAGAAGCUCGUAGGUUGGAGGCAAUGAGAAAUCAAAUACUUGCUAAUGCUGGGGUGCCUAUUCCUACCAACGACACCGGUGCACGAGUUAAAAAACCAUUAUACCAGAAAAAGAAGUCAAAACCAAUUCCCCAUCAAGUUAAUGGUGCAGGUUCUUCUAAGCCAGUUGAAGAUACUGAGGAAAAGGAAUCUCAACCAGAAACUGUUUCUGAGGUCAAUUCCGUGGUAUCUGAGAAGGUUGAGGAGACAGAUGAUGUUGAUGAGAAAUCUGAAGUGGCUGAGUCUGUCAAAGAGAAUGGAAUUGAAGAAGAAGAAGAAGAUGAUGAUGAGUGGGAUGCAAAGAGCUGGGAUGAUGCCACUGUUAAUAUUUCAGUAAGUGCAUUUGCUGAUGAAGAGGAGGCUGACUCUGAGACAAAACUUGCUCCUAAAAAAGUAGUGAAAAACACAGCCUCUUCUGCAGUUGCAAGCACCAAGCCUGUUCAAUCUCAGGAUGUGGACAAUAAGAAAAAUCCAGAGCCUGAAGUCACUGAAAAAAAGAAGACGAAAAAUGCCACGGUCAAAAAAGCAACACAAAAUUCAGAUGCUACACCUAAGGCUGAAAAAGACCUUCGUUCACCCAUUUGCUGCAUCAUGGGACAUGUUGAUACUGGUAAAACUAAGCUGUUGGAUUGUAUUCGUGGUACUAAUGUUCAAGAAGGUGAGGCUGGAGGUAUUACCCAACAAAUUGGAGCAACAUAUUUCCCUGCAGCGAACAUACGUGACCGAACCAAAGAACUAAAAGCUGAUGCCACUCUUAAGGUGCCGGGGCUAUUGGUUAUUGAUACUCCUGGUCACGAAUCAUUCACAAACUUGAGGUCAAGGGGUUCAGGGUUAUGUGAUAUUGCGAUUUUGGUUGUGGAUAUUAUGCACGGCUUAGAACCACAAACAAUUGAGUCAUUGAAUCUUUUGAAAAUGAGGAAUACAGAGUUUAUCAUUGCAUUGAACAAGGUAGACAGACUCUAUGGAUGGAAAAGUACCCGCAAUGCACCAAUUGUAAAGGCAUUGAAACAGCAAUCUAAGGAUGUCCAAAAUGAGUUCAACAUGAGGCUCACUCAGAUUGUAACCCAGUUCAAGGAACAAGGCUUAAAUACUGAGCUCUAUUACAAAAACAGAGAAAUGGGAGAGACAUACAGCAUUGUACCUACAAGUGCCAUUACUGGUGAAGGCAUUCCGGAUAUGUUGUUACUAUUGGUUCAAUGGACUCAGAAAACCAUGGUUGAAAAGCUUACUUUCAGCAAUGAAGUGCAGUGUACUGUAUUAGAGGUUAAGGUUAUUGAAGGUCAUGGGACAACUAUUGAUGUUGUACUGGUCAAUGGAGUGCUUCAUGAAGGAGAUCAAAUUGUUGUUUGUGGCAUGCAAGGACCAAUUGUUACUAGCAUUCGAGCAUUGUUAACACCCCAUCCCAUGAAAGAGCUCCGUGUCAAGGGAACAUAUCUGCAUCACAAGGAAAUCAAGGCUGCACAGGGUAUAAAGAUCACAGCACAGGGUCUUGAGCAUGCUAUUGCUGGUACUGCUCUAUAUGUAGUGGGCCCUGAUGAUGACGUAGAAGAUAUCAAGGAAACAACUAUGGAGGAUAUGAAGUCUGUCAUGAGCAGAAUUGAUAAGAGUGGCGAAGGAGUUUGUGUGCAAGCAUCUACUCUUGGUUCCUUGGAAGCUUUGCUGGAGUUUCUUAAAACCCCAGAAGUAAAUAUUCCUGUUAGUGGUAUAAGCAUAGGCCCGGUACACAAGAAAGAUGUCAUGAAGGCCAGUGUGAUGCUAGAAAAGAAAAAGGAGUAUGCAACAAUUUUAGCUUUUGACGUCAAAGUGACUCCAGAGUCCCGUGAACUUGCCGAGGAGUUGGGUGUAAAGAUCUUUAUUGCUGAUAUCAUUUAUCACUUGUUUGAUCAAUUUAAGGCCUAUAUAGAUAAUUUGAAGGAGGAAAAGAAGAAGGAAGCAGCUGAUGAAGUUGUAUUCCCAUGUGUUCUCAAGAUUUUACCUAAUUGCAUUUUCAAUAAAAAGGAUCCAAUUGUCUUGGGAGUUGAUAUUCUUGAAGGCAUUGCAAAGGUGGGUACUCCAAUUUGUAUUCCUCAAAAGGAGUUCAUUGAUAUUGGCCGUAUUGCUUCAAUUGAAAAUAACCAUAAACCUGUCGAUACUGCAAAGAAAGGGCAGAAGGUGGCCAUUAAGAUUGUGGGCAGCAAUUCUGAGGAGCAACAGAAAAUGUUCGGCAGACAUUUUGAGAUCGAAGAUGAGCUUGUCAGCCAUAUCUCAAGAAAAUCUAUUGACAUCCUAAAAGCUAACUACCGAGAGGAUCUAUCAAAUGAGGAUUGGAGGUUGGUCCUGAAACUGAGGAAUCUUUUCAGGAUACAAUGAGAUAUUUUCUUUUUAUAUAUGAAGCACAGCCACAGGACAAUUUUUCGGUCGAAAAGACCAGGUGGCUUCAACUGCAGCAAAAAAUGUUUGAUCCUUUCAGCAGCGGCAGCAUCAGCAGCAAAUUGGUCAAUAAAUUCACUGUUCUUUCAGUGUUCGGUGUCGGAAGAAGUGAUCUGAGCUCGAUUUCAUUCAUGUGUUGAUGGUGGUAUACAAAGUUGUGAGUGUGGAAAGCUGGAAGUGGGUAAGAUUUUACCUAAGAAUUAUGAUAUUUUUGUUUUUGUUCAAAGAUGUUAAACGUGUUUUGUCUCUUUAAAAAUUUAAUUCAUUGUCUAAAUUGUGAGCUUAUGUUGUAGCCCCCUUAGUGGCCCUUUUCUUUUUUAGGAGUAACUUUCUGAAGUAGUUGUAUGUUAAAAUUUUGAUAGUUGGGGUUAUUGCAAGAACAAUAUUUGAAUCUUAAAAUAAAUUCUUUCAUCACA
This is a messenger RNA of Cannabis sativa, 4810 nucleotides long. Its product is annotated as eukaryotic translation initiation factor 5B. The coding region runs from base 306 to 4334 and encodes 1342 amino acids. Gene Ontology annotation, molecular function: GTP binding; GTPase activity; translation initiation factor activity. The transcript has 13 exons. The record is from RefSeq and is a predicted model, not a curated record. Lineage: Eukaryota; Viridiplantae; Streptophyta; Magnoliopsida; Rosales; Cannabaceae.